AUGGUCAUACGAGCUGAUGUCCAAUGGGACUAUUUUACAGUCGAGAUUGAUGUCACAGAUCAAGAAGAUGGGACUUAUCUGCCCGUUUCCGACCAACGCGGCACAAAUAGACUCGAUUUAUCAGACUCGCAUGUCCCCAGGCCUACGAAAGGCAAAGGUAGAGCCGAAAAUGCAGCAUUGUCACCCGGGCUAAUCGUGAAAUGUCAAUUUUUUGCAGUCAAGAGUGAUGUUGCAGAUCAGGAAGACUGUCCAUCUCUGCCUGUUUCCGACCAACGCGGGCCAAAUAAACUCGACUUAUCAGACUCGCAUGUCCCCAGGCCUACAAAAGGCAAACCUAGAGCCAACGCUGCAGUCAUACAUAUGUUCGAUCAACCAGGCCUUCCUGGCGAUUGGCGCAAGACACGUGUAUUGGUGAGCAAACCAGGAUCAACAGCUCUACAACUGGAACGGGGCAAACGAUUGCGUGAGAACGAAAGUACAGAAAUUGCGGAUGAAAGCUUGAGAAAGAGGCUGCGAGAUGAAAGGCACGACCCCAGAGAUUUAGGCAUAGAAAAACAACAUAGCGGUACAUCGGCCAACAAUCUCCUGGCCAGCAGAAGGCGCUUAGCUGACAGCAUAUCCACCUCGCGUCGGAACUAUACACAAAACUCCGAUACCGCAUAUCAACUCAAAUUGAACACCAGCAAUUCAGAUUCCGGUGUUGCCUCACAGAACCCACUUCCUGCUAGAACUAGUCACUAUAUGCCCUUGUUUCACGAUGUCGAUGAGUCACAGACUGCACAAGACCUCGGCGACGAUAUGGUUUAUUGCAUGGAGAACAAAGGAGUCAGGGGUGAUAAUAAUGAAAAUCAAGGUCACCAAUUUCAGAGCCAAGCAAAUGAUAAAAUGAUGCCUAUACUGUACUCUCAGGCAAAUCACGGGAUCAAGUCCGAGAGAUCCAGCACCAUAUACCAUCAACCUAUAGCUUCGACAUCACGAGUUAUCCACCCCCCGCAAAUUAGAGACUCAGCAUCACGAUCCCAACCAAAACAUGACCCUACACAAGCUGUCGCUUCCAGUUCCCCAAGAUCAACUCGUCAUCAAACCACUCAUCUUUUCAAAAACAUCAAGCAUCAACCUGUAGCUCCAUCCUCGUAUAUUGCACAGCCUCAACAACCUAGAGUCCCAACAUCAACAUUACGUAUCUCACAAAUACCACGAACUAGAAACUCCUCGUCACACGAUGCCUCGACAUCACAUCCUCAAGAGAACGUAAGGCCAAUAGCUUCAACAUCACAUAUCUCAGCACAACCUCAACAACCUAGAUCUCAUAUAGCGUCAACCUCGAAUUCUGCACAAAUCGAGCAACCCAGAGUCUCGACAUCACGCCCUCAAGAUAACAGCAACUCAUAG
Molecule: messenger RNA, 1392 nt
Organism: Melampsora larici-populina 98AG31
Lineage: Eukaryota; Fungi; Basidiomycota; Pucciniomycetes; Pucciniales; Melampsoraceae
Exons: 7
Coding region: 1-1392 (463 amino acids)
Source: RefSeq, a predicted model, not a curated record